CUAAACCUCAGUCGAGCAACAAUCCCAAUAUCAGCGUCCUUUGCGCUACAGAACAUUGUACAAGCAUUCAGCGUUGUCACUGCAGGGAGUCUUGGACCAUCACAGCUCGACAUCGCUUCGUAUGGUUUUAUGUUUGCGACAUGCACCGGUAGUAUGAUCGCCAUUGGAGGAGCUACGGCUCUCGACACAUUGUGCGGCCAAGCGCUCACCUCGGUCAAGGCGCAGAACGACCCGACGAUAUUGGGUCAUCACUUGCAGCAAAGUUUGUUCGUUCUCAGUUUCAUCUUUAUUACUCUCAUCACACCGCUAUGGAUCAUUUCCGGUCGGAUAUUUCUGCUUCUCGGCCAAGAGCCCGGGCUCGCACUGGGAGUUGGCAGAUUUCUAGUCCUCAUGCUACCAGCUGGAUAUUUACAAAUGGUGGCAGAGACAUUGAAGAAGUUCAGUCAGGUCCAAGGCGAUAGCUAUGCUGUAGGAUGGAUAACAGGGGUGGCCGCUGCAGUUGGAGUUCUGUCCAAUGUGUUGCUUGUCAGGCUGUCCCCUCUCGCUGGCGACGGUACUGCAGCAUCAUUCUUCAUUUACCAAUUCUGCACGGUGUUGCUUCUUUCCGUGUUAAUUGUGCACCAGCAAACGAAGAAGAAGACGAUCAGGCUCAUUUCCAAUGGGGCAGAGUUAUUUACCGGGCUGUUUACGAACCUUGGCCUCGCAACAACGGGUAUACUGACCAUUGCGACUGAGUGGUGGAGUUUUGAAAUAUUGGCCAUCAUGGCUGCCCGGCUAACGCCGAACGAGAUCAGCGCACAAAGCAUUCUCAUGUCUGCCGACCUCAUCUUUACCACAAUGUCGCUGGGCCUCGGUGUUGCGGCAAGUCAUCGUGUCGGCAGUCUUCUCGGCGCGAACGAGCCCUUUAUCGCCCGUCAAGCAGCCCUGGCACCCUAUCUUGUCGCCGUUGUCCUAGGCGUCAUUGAAUUUGCAGUCAUUCUCGCAUUCCGCUCCCAAUUCGGCCGCGUUUUCACUUCCGACCCAGAUGUCGUGGCCUCCACAUCCAAAGUGCUGCCAUACAUGGCCGCCUUUCAGCUUCUGGAUUUGUCCAACGGCGGGGCUGGUGGGAUACUGCGAGGAGCUCGCCGUAAUCAUUUGUCUGGAAUGUGUAAUUUCUUUGCUUAUUAUGGUGUUGGAUUAACCACGGCGUGGGUGUGGUGCUUCCGCUCCGGGCUCGGCCUCGUGGGCUUAUGGGCGGGC
Ilyonectria robusta is the source of this 1239-nucleotide messenger RNA. RefSeq names its product mate-domain-containing protein. Gene Ontology annotation, cellular component: membrane. NCBI's taxonomy places the organism in Eukaryota, Fungi, Ascomycota, Sordariomycetes, Hypocreales, Nectriaceae. Gene Ontology annotation, biological process: transmembrane transport. Gene Ontology annotation, molecular function: antiporter activity; xenobiotic transmembrane transporter activity. The record is from RefSeq and is a predicted model, not a curated record. The annotation marks the transcript as partial. The transcript is spliced from 3 exons.